AUGCACCCACUGGCACUCCUUUUUCUCUCCAUAGGAGCAACGGUUGAUGCCCUUCUUUCCCCGAAAUUCAAGUAUGUUGAGAGACGCGAGAAUUAUCAUGCCUUCAAGCCACCCCCGAAGCGGCAGUCUGGCACCACCAUCACAGUCGAUCUCACUAAAACAUACCAGAAGAUUGAUGGAUUCGGCUUUUCGGAAGCGUUCCAACGGGCUGUUCAGAUGAGUCGGCUCCCUGAAGCCGAGCAACGUCGUGCCUUGGAUCUGCUUUUCAGUACGACUAAGGGUGCUGGCCUGACGAUUCUGCGCAAUGGCAUCGGUUCUUCCCCUGAUAUGAGGAACGAUUGGAUGGUUUCAAUCGCCCAUAAGAGCCCCGGUUCUCCUGACAAGCCUCUCAUCAUCGAAUGGGACGGCUCAGACAACAAGCAGUUAUGGCUUUCCCAGGAGGCUCAACACACUUAUGGCGUCAAAACCAUCUAUGCUGAUGCCUGGAGCGCGCCUGCAUACAUGAAGACGAAUGGCAACGAUGCCAAUGGUGGUUCUCUGUGCGGUCUGAGUGGUGCGUACUGCGCCAGCGGUGACUGGAGGCAGGCCUACGCCGAUUAUCUUGUAAAAACAAGCUACGCUUCCAUGCGUUUCACAGCCGGUCAGGCAGCCGAGUUUAUCCGCAUCCUUUACCCGACUCUCGAGCGUGCCAACCUCACCUCCCAAGUGACCAUCACCUGCUGCGACGCAGGUGGUUGGUCGCAGCAGGCGGGCAUGCUCGGCUCCCUACGCAACGUCGAUAACAUGCUGGGCGUCAUCACGGCACAUAGCUACAUGUCACAGCCAAACUCCCCCAUCCUGGUACUCUUGGGGCGGUGCCGGCGAGGGCUCACCUGGGCCAACCACGUCUACCAGGCCAUCGUCAACGCCAAUGCCUCGGCCUAUCUGUACUGGGUUGGUGUUCAGACGGGUAGCACAAACAGCCACAUGGUGCACAUCGACACGAACAAGCAGACUGUCGAGCCAUCUAAGCGGCUGUGGGCUCUGGGCCAAUGGAGUCGUUUUGUGCGACCUGGUGCUCGUCGCGUGGGUACAAAUGGUGGUGGCGGAAACCUUAGGAUUUCUGCUUUCCGGAAUGAGGACGGCUCGGUUGCCGUGCCCAUUAUUAACAGUGGAAAUACGGCUCAUAUCAAUGUCAGGGUUGGUUCUGGCAGCUACACUUCGGCCAAGGCAUGGGUGACGGAUAUUACGAGGGACAUUGCUGAGUUGCCGUUGACAUCGUUUGCUGUUGAUGGUACAGCCAGCGUUAACAUUCCGAUGAGGAGUAUGGUUACCGUUGUGCUGUAUCCAUAG
Thermochaetoides thermophila DSM 1495 is the source of this 1332-nucleotide messenger RNA. RefSeq lists its product as uncharacterized. Gene Ontology annotation, molecular function: glucosylceramidase activity. Bases 1 to 1332 code for a protein of 443 amino acids. The record is from RefSeq and is a predicted model, not a curated record. The transcript has 3 exons. Gene Ontology annotation, biological process: sphingolipid metabolic process. NCBI's taxonomy places the organism in Eukaryota, Fungi, Ascomycota, Sordariomycetes, Sordariales, Chaetomiaceae.